Pelobates cultripes (western spadefoot toad) is the source of this 14158-nucleotide messenger RNA. Lineage: Eukaryota; Metazoa; Chordata; Amphibia; Anura; Pelobatidae. The record is from the annotation of a GenBank genome assembly.
CUCUCUUCUCCAUCCCUCCUCCUUUUUCCUGCUUUCUCUGUCCGUCCUGAAGGCGGAGUUGAGGAUUACAAACUUUUUAAAAGCCUUGGUGAAGAGUCUGAAAAAAGUUUUGCAACUUCACAAGGAGGGAGCCUACCCAGCAAGUUAGCAACAAGCCUUUAAACUUUAAAAGGACAGGAUUAAGUGCCUGUGCUUGUCACUUGCUCUCUUGACUUUCCAAGAACACCCUGGAUUGUGCUGCUGCCUUUUGGUUGGAUCAGCAAGGUAGAGUAUGUGUAUUUGUUUAGUUAUAGAAAAAUAAAUUAGAAUUUUAAAUUAAUUGUUUCCCAGUGCCAAUAAAACAAGUUUACCAAUUCAUUAGUUUUAAGACCAAGUAAAAUUCCAACGUAAGUCAUUUAAGGUAAAGUAAUAUUUUUUUUUUUUUAUGUAUAUAACAGUAUUUCUCAUUGUAUUAACUUAACUAUACAAAAUACAAUUUUACAUGCGCCCUUGCAUAUUUCCCAACUUUCCUAGAAUUCCUGAGACAGCCCUGAACAUUUGCUUUCUCUCCAAGUAUCCUGCUGUUUUAGCAUCUCCAUUAAUUGUUAAUAUGUAUCUUCCUUAAAAUGUUUACUAUUCUAUUAUUUUGAGAUAUAUAUAUAUAUAUAUAUAUAUAUAUAUGUUUACUCUUGUUUUUAAACUUUUCUGAUGGUUCGCACUCCAUGUGUUUGUAAAUACCAUUUAGGCUGGCUUUUCGUGAUGGGCAUUGCAGUGGCACAUUUAGCUAUCACAGUUGUAGGUUUUUAAACAGUAUUUUAGCCUAUGCAUUAUUCCUCAACACAUCCUUAGUUUUAGAUCUGCUCUAUAUUUUUUUCUGUGAGUAGGAAGAUUGUGAGAUGUGUUUAACUCCUUAUGCACAAUGAUAUUCUACGCAGCCAUCUGCAACUGAUGCUUUAAGGUAAUAUUCCAGUACUCACUGUACCACUUACAUAGCCUCAGCAACACUAUAGAGCACUACUGUCACUAAUAGAAGGAUUUAAUUUAUUUUUUUAAAAACAUCUUUAUUGAACAGAAUAUUAUGAUGGCAUAGACAGCCAUUGGUCCUUCAUUGGUUAAAUGAUGCUGGCACGAGAGUGAAUUGAAUAAAUAUAAAAUGGCUAAGCAGACUAGCCAGAAACUAAGCCUGGCUUCCAUAUCUUAGUCAGCAUUUUCAGAAAUCUGAAUCAGAGACUUCUAACGGUAAAUUUGGGUUAAAAAGACCACAUCUGAAUUUUAAAAUAUAUAUUUCAUUGGUUUAGCAGACAGGAAAUUUGACACCAGCUACCUAGGUUUUAUUCUUUGGCUGAAGUAAGACUUUGCAUGACUUGGAAUUUUCAUACUUUUGUGUUUAGGCUCUAAUUGAUGGUGUUCUUGCUGACUACGUUUUAGCAGUUCUUAUUAAAAGAGGUCUGGGUUAGCUACUGCAGCGGAGAUUUCUGUUUGAAGUUAUUGCACUUCCCUGCUAUUCUGAGCCACGGAAUGUGUGAGAAGGAAAUAUAGUUUUACGCACAUCAGGACAGAAAUAAGCUCCAUUUAAUACGGUUUUAUCUGUUGCUCUGCCAUUGCAACAUCUGGAUAGCACACUUUGCUUUUAACUAUUGUUUGUACUGUUUAUGUAAAAAUCUUGGAAUCUAUAUUUUUGCUGUUCUCAUGGUGCCUAGUAAUCUAGUAAAAAAAAAAAAAAAAAAAAGUAAUAAGAUGGGGAGAGAGAGACCACAAAAAUCACAGCCUUGGGGUAGGCAACUUUUGGCACCCUAGGUGUUGUGGACUACAUUUCCCAUAAUGCUCAUACAGCCACAAUGCUGUCAAAGCAUAUGGGGAUAUGUAGUCCACAACAUCUUAAGUGCGAACAGUUGCCUACCCCUGGCAAAGCAUCUGGGUAUAUGUAGUCCGCAACAUCUGGAGAGCCAAAAGUUGCUUGCCCUGUUCUAGAGCAAGGUGAUCAAUUCAAUGUUUAUUCACUAAACAGCACCAGGCUUCACUAAACAGCAACAGACUGAAUUGCUAAAUGUAGGCAGAAAAUCUCCAACUCCAGCUACAUCCAAGGCUUGGCUAUUUUAGCCAAUGUGUUGCAAUUUCAUUUUCAGUUCACAACAAUUUUCUGUUUAGUGAAGAAACUCCUCUGAUCCAAGCACUCCUGUGGAUUAUAAUCAAACAGAUACCAACUAGUAUGCAGCAACAUGAAAGUGUUCAUGUAACCUAGAGCAGGAACGAUCAAACAAGUGGGCCACCAAAUUUUUUCAAACUGCAACUCAUCUAUGGCUGGCAAAGCUUAAUGAGCGUUGUUGUUCUGAAUAACAGAAGGUCUACUUUUUGGCCAGUUCUGACCUAGAGUAACUGUCAUAAAAAGCUGUGCAUCUUUGUCAUAUGAGGCUUGCAGUAGGACUGAUACCUCUUUAACUUAAUAUUACAACCAAAUACCCAUCUGCUCUUGCUUUGCGUGUACAUGCCUACUGUAUAUCAAAUUCCAUUCUAUUACAUGUAAUGCCACAUAAAGAUGAUAUACUGGCUUCUGUAGCUGUCUGUAUGUGAAAGAAUCCCAUUAUAAAAUGUAUAGUAUGAACAAUGAAAUCCCUCUCAUAAAUACUGGAGAUGACUGAGCUUUCCCAAGCAAAGAAAAAAGAAAGCCGUUGAAAUGGUUAAUAUAAUUUUAAUGCACUUAAACGUUACUGAAACAAACUCUAAAAUGUAUGCUUUCUUCUGUAUUAUGCAUGAUCUGUUAGGUGCGUUAAUAUUUGUGUUGAUGGGGAUUUGCAGUGUGGCUAUAAUUAUCUCAGAGUGAAAAGCAGGGCAGUAUAAUUGUGUAAUCAUGUGUGCUAUACGUGGCAGACCUGGGAGUUAGCAUAUAACCAACUUUUAUGUUGCAAAAAAAAAAACAUCUGUGUGUCAGGAUCAGACUUGUUUUGGACAAAAUAUCACCCAUUAGUAAUUCAGAAUCCAACUAUUGUAGUACUGCCAAUCAAUGUCAAGGGAUGGGUUUUGUUGUACCAACUUGCUGGCAGGCCAGGUGUAGCACCUUUAACCAUUUUAUGUUCUGUAGUCUCCAACACAUCUAAUUCUGUCUCUACAGCCCAUUUUUUUUCUUGCUCUCCUUCCAACCUAUUUCCUUCUGUAUUCAAUCCCUUAUCGCAGUCUCUGUUUAGUAGUUGCUAUCAUUAUCUUUAUUUCACUUGCUGCUUUCUGGAUAUCAACCUUUUCCUUAGCAUUGUUCUUUUUGCACUCUCUUGUUUUCUCUGUCUCUUGUGUGUGUGUGUUUUGAUCUGUUUAUCAAUGCUUGGAAGUCCUUGUCUAUGUAUCUCAGUAUUUUUCCAUCUCGCUAAUUUCUCUGCCUUUUCCCUUUCUUGCCUGAUUGUCACCAGUUCUCUUUUUUUUUCAUAUGUUGUCUACUUCUCACUUUGAAUCUCAGUCUAUAAAAGCAAAAGUAAAAUACAUUGAGUCACAACACCAUGCAAAGUUCCAAUAUGGAUUUUUUCCUCCAGAGGAGGAUGUGGCAUCUGGUUUAGCAGGUCCACUUGCCUGGCCACAGACGCCUGCAUCCAGGGUCAUGCUCUUUCUCAAUACCUGUUUUCUCUCUCUCAGUCUUUAUUGCCUUUAUAUAUGAAUGUUUCUAAGACUUUGCAUUUUCUAAUGUAUUUAACUCUCUCUUUCUAUCACUCUUUAUUCCCACUGAUUCUCUAGCUCCUUUACCUUUAUCCCUGUAUCUCAUUAAUUUUCCAGUUUCACCUCUGUCUCUCGUGAACUGUUUCUCAGCCUUUUUUCUAGCUGAUCUCUGACACUUGUACCUAUCUUUCUUACUUCUCUAUAAGCUUUUAUCUCUGUAUCUUUAUCUGUCUUUUACAAAUCCUGUAAUAGUUGUUUAUACCAUCUUAUGACUAGCUCAUGUUUUUCUGCCAUAUAUCCCCCUGCCUCUCCUUGUCUCGUUUUAUUUCCCCCCCCCUACCUGUCUGCCUAUCUUUUUAUUUACCCAUUCUUGGUUCUAAGUGUCCCUCUUGGUUCUAAGUCUUUCAUCACCUAUAUUUUUCAUUUAGUUCUUUUUUUUUUUUUUUUUUACUUUUCAUCUUAAAAGACUUCUUUCAUUCUUUUAUUUUCUAUUUCUUUCCAGUUUUCCAUGCUUGCAGCUUAAUUUAAUAAAUAAUGAAAAACUCCUAGUCGCUAAAAUGACCCGUGCAAUUUAGUAAAAAGAUUAGUGAUAUGUUUUCUCAUGCAUUUCAUGCAAGUGAAGAUUUUAUUAUAGAUUUAUCAUAAUAGUUUAAUUAUUGCUUCUUCCUAUGUAAAACCUGCACCUAUUAAAUCACCAGGCAUGUGUUGCAUUAUUGAGAUAUAUUAAGCGUAUAUAAAGCCUCUGUUGCUUGAAUCCAUCUAUUUACCAAUCUGGCAGUCAGUCACAUGGACGGUAUAGAUUUAUUUAUUUUUUCAGCAUUAUUUUUUUCUUUAACAGUUGCAGCAGUUUUAUUAUUGAUUUUGUGCCCAUGUUUUUAUCCAUAAAUACUGGGCAUGUAGACUUAUUCCUUUUACGGCUAUAGGAUUGGGUACAAUAUUUUAGGAAAAGGGACAUAGGUAUAGGGAAUCUUUUGACCCUGUAGUGUUAGGGUAAUAGUACCAACAGAACUGGGCAUCCCCUCUGGCCUUAUCAGGCUAUUGGCCUUCAGUUCCACCCUGCACACAUGAUGGAGGUAGUAGGAAGGCCAUACACAAGUCUCAUAUGGUGAAUAUUGGGGUCAACAUUUUAUUUUUUUUAAAUGUAUUUCUUGUUAGAGAGAGAUCGUCGUACUAUUGUAACCAGCUUGUGUAUUUAAAAUAUUUUAUUGCACUGUACUUUGAGUUCUCCUGGGACUUUCCCCAUUGGCAGCACAAAUGUAUAUUUUAAAAUCUCACACAUUAAAAUGCACAAUAUUUUUAUUAUAUUUGCUUACAAAAUCGUUUUUUGUUUUUUGUCUGUUUUAUCAAUUAGUCUCAAAUAGUUUAUUGCCAGAGUAGAUUAUAAUAGGACUGAAUUAAUGCAUUCUUUAAGACUGUUUGCAAAUCAUAAAUGUUAUCAUUUGGUGGUUUUAGGGUACUACUAAUGGGAUCAGAAUGUCAUUGUUGAAAACUAAGUAUUUUUAACUAGAAAAACACUGUUAUUAUGGGUACAUGUGUUGGUGAAGGUUGAAAAAUACUUUUGUACUCUGUCAUGCAGUAAAGUGGUUAUUGUAAGUAAGGUAUUUAAAACAGAGAACUGCUUGGGCAGUCACAUACACAAUAGAAGCAUUUAGAGGUUACAUAAUGACUGGGUGUUUUGCCUACUAAAUAUAAAAAAAAAAUGAAAUGGUUCAGUCUCAAGCAGUUAUAUAGUAAGCUUAUAUUUUCUCAUUUAGAAGGGGCCUAUUUACAUGACUGGGAAAUUUUAUUUCAGUUUGCCUCAAGUAACCAGUCAGCCGUUUCAAGUCAACCAAUGCUCAAGUUAUCCCUCAAGCUAUUCACUAACAUAAUUCCUGAGAAAUCAAUAUUUGGUAGGGCAGUCCUAAAUUUGGGCUUCUGUUUCAUUGUCCUAGAUUUCAUACCUAGUGUUCCACUUCUGGAAAUGCAACAGAAAAAUGACCCAAUAAAGAAAUUAUUAGACAUGCACUGCUAAUAGUGAAGCCAGAGCAUUCAGCACUUCAGCGCUUGGCACAUUAACAGCCCUGAGUGGGACUGGCCAAAAGAGCAACAUACCCCCUCUUUGAUUGGGAUAACCCCUUUCUGGAUGAUCCCACCCUUAUGUCAUCGCCACACCUUAUCAUGGUCCACCUUGUACUCUUCCCUGCAUUUAUACGUACAAUGUUAGGAACAAUAGCUGACUGGAACAGAUUCUGAUAGUGUUUUUCAUGUGGUUAGUUGUUAAGUAGUGCUAGACUUCAGUCAAAUUGCCAUAGUUAAUAUCAGAGUUGGUCAGUCACAGAGUGUUAUAAGGGUGAUAACAGAAUAAAGUGUGCUAGCAACAAAAUAGUUAAAACCAUUUAAAUAAAUACACAAAUAAAAGCCUGACUGCAAUGGCGAUUGGACGUGUUUCCUAGGAGCUCCUCCAGUUCCAAAUUAGUUGAUCCAGUUGCCAACGCUUCUGGCCCUUUUGUAGUCAUCAUAUUAAACUACCUUGGCAUCCCUCAUCACUUGACCAGUCUGACCAGCCUGUGGUUGCCCAAAAUGGAAUCUGCAUCGACUGUGAGUGAGGCCUAGCAUGCGUUGUGACAAGGAGAGACGGCCGACCUGACAUGCAUUGACCCGCCACUACAUGGACUUCCAGCCCUGUUUCCUCCCACUAUGGGCUGGCGGGGGUGAUCCCAGUCCCUACCAUGAGGGCUCCCUACCUCCGCAGCUGACAUAUGGCGUUGUAACGCUCCCAGUGACAUCUACGACCGACUCACCCACAACGAAGUCGGCCGGAUAUCCGGGGCUGCAGCUGAGGAAGGGGUCUGGAGCACUGACAUAGAUAAACUGCCUUCGCGAGGAGUUCUGGCAGGAAUUGCUGAAGCACUAUCUCCAGCCUACCGAGAGAACAUUGCUGAAUUGCACGUCUGCACAGCUACCCCGAAGAACCGGGAACCCAAACACAGCCGCAGACCCACAGAAAAACCGUGCCAGCGGUGCACAAGGAGAGUAGCGCACAGGCCUAUACCCCAAUGCCGACAGAGAUCUCCCGGGAGGUUUAAAGGGGGAAAAAAGCAAGUGGCACAGGGCCUGUUACACCAUCCAGGUGGUACCUUAUUGUCUCCUCAGACCCCUAAUCCACCAAUUAGUUCCAUAGUGAGGGGCUGCGUUUUUCCCAUGGCUGGCAUAGGCUGACAGGCACUUGAAAGACUGUGCUUUAGUUCAUAAAAAUCACUUGAACUUUUCUCUUACCCUUUUUAGCUGAAUUGAUACGCUCUGUAUAAUCUUUCAACCCCUGUUUUUCUUUUUUUUUCUGAGCAAGUAUCAUAUUCCUUGUAUUUUAUAAGACUCUGGACUCUCCCACCUUUCUCUAGCAGAGCUCUUUGUGGUGGAACUCUUUGUUAGACGCUCAGUUUGUUCUCUCUUGCUUUAUAUAAAACUGUGCAGAUCUAUUGAAAGCCAUACAAAUGUCUCACUACGUUUAAUGCAUACCUUGCUCUAGCUAUUGUGGCACAGUAAGGCUGCUUUGUACUAUCUAUGCACAAUUAAAAAUAAAGAAUUGAAAAAAAAUCACACACAAAUAAAAGAAUACCACACUAGUUUUCUGAUUUCUGUUAACAUUUAACUUGCGUUUUAGUACUAAAAAUACAAUACAUUUAGAACUUAAAUACAAACAUACAUUAAAAAACAAGGGUACUUGUGACACACAUUAAGCUAGGAAAGUGUCCCGAUACUUUCUGCCCACUUCCCCAGAGCAUGAGCAGCAGUUGGGGUUCUGUGAAGAAAAAUAAAAAGGUGGGCCUGUCCAUUCCCUUACUCCAAAGGUGGUGUCAUGAGUGUUAAUUAUAAUAAGUAGCUUUCACUGACUUCCUCUUGCUCAUACACAAUACCUUAAAGGUUGCCAUUUUGGGUUAAUACAUAAAAUGGAAGAAUCUCCAGUUUUCUGGAGAUGCUAAUAUCCAGCACCAUUUGCUAAUAUCCAGCAUAUAUUAUUUAUGUUAAUUAAAUGUAUUUGAAAUGGAGAAAAAUGUACAGUACUAUAAGCAUGUGACUUAAAAAUAUAAAACUUUAUCAGUUGUUACUGCUUUUGUUGUGAAAUGUGUAUUAGAGUAAUUUUAAUAAGAAUUUGUUGAUAUAAAAAUUUAAAUUUUAAAUUGAUUUUCAUUUUUCUGUUAUUUUAGGUAGCCCUCUAUAAAGAUGGGUGACUGGAGUGCUCUUGGAAGACUUCUUGACAAGGUGCAAACCUAUUCUACUGCUGGUGGAAAGGUUUGGUUGUCAGUACUGUUUAUAUUUCGUAUCCUUCUUUUGGGCACUGCUGUGGAAUCAGCCUGGGGAGAUGAACAAUCAGCAUUUCGCUGCAACACUCAGCAACCUGGUUGUGAAAAUGUCUGCUAUGACAAGUCAUUCCCCAUCUCUCAUGUACGUUUCUGGGUUCUUCAGAUCAUAUUCGUCUCAACACCAACUUUGCUUUAUUUGGCCCAUGUGUUUUACUUGAUGCGCAAAGAAGAAAAGCUGAACAGGAAGGAAGAAGAACUUAAAAUUGUUCAGAAUGAUGGAGGCAAUGUUGACAUGCACCUUAAAGAAAUUGAAAUAAAAAAAUACAAGUAUGGCAUUGAAGAACAUGGCAAAGUCAGAAUGCGUGGGGGUCUUCUUCGCACUUAUAUAAUCAGCAUUUUGUUUAAGUCAGUUUUUGAAGUUGGCUUCCUUGUCAUCCAAUGGUACCUGUAUGGGUUCAGUCUGAAUGCUGUCUAUAGGUGUGAACGACAACCCUGCCCACAUACAGUAGAUUGCUUCCUCUCACGACCCACUGAGAAAACCAUUUUUAUAUGGUUUAUGUUGAUAGUGUCUCUUGUGUCACUUGGCUUAAACAUCAUUGAACUAUUUUAUGUCAGCUUUAAAAGCAUCAAGGAUGGCAUCAAGGGGAAAAGAAACCCAUACACCCAUACAACUGAUCCAGUAAGUUCUGCAAAAGAUUGUGGUUCACCUAAAUACACAUACUUUAAUGGCUGUUCUUCUCCGACUGCUCCCAUGUCACCACCAGGUUACAAGCUUGUUACUAGUGAAAGAAACCCUUCAUCAUGUCGUAAUUUUAACAAGCAAGCAAGUGAGCAGAACUGGGCUAAUUAUAGCGCUGAACAAAUUAGGAUGGGCCAGGCUGGAAGCACCAUCUCAAAUACUCAUGCUCAGCCCUUUGAGUUUCCUGAUGAUCAACAGAAUACCAAGAAAUUGGUGCCUGGUCAUGAGAUGCAGCCCAUUGCGGUUUUGGACCAUAGACCACCUAGUAGAGCAAGUAGCCAUGCCAGCAGCAGACCCCGACCUGAUGAUUUGGAGAUUUAGUUUAUUAAAUCACAUUAUCAAACAAAAGGUUAAUUUGUUGAGUGAUGGAGGUACUUCAUGGUCUCAAAUAAGAGAUUUAACAAACUUUAAAACUUUUGUAAUGUACAUUUUGUGGAGUGGUUGGUACACUUUGGUAUUUAAGUAGUUGAUUGCAAAAUUUACAGAACUAAAUGACUCAGAAAACUAGAAUCACAUGCAUUUCAACCUAGAAUGUAUUUAUAAGAGGAUGUAUAUAAAGUAAGGUAUGUGUUUUCAAUUUGUGAACAGAGGUGUUGUAUUACUGAGUGAUUGGCAUAAAACUACUACAAAUAUAAAGAAGGUUUUUUUUGAGAAGAUGUUUAAAUGAAAAAUAUAUAAAUAGAUUGACUGUCUGGAACAGUUUUGAAACAUAGUACAAAAAUAAAUAUGUAUAAUCAAGAGAACAUGGUUGGUUGUAGCUCCCUAAUUUGAUUUCUCAAUUGCUCCUCUAAAUUAUACUUUUAUAAUUUAAAAGAACUUGCAAAAUAUGAUGCAAAAUAGAUGAAUUGUAAAGAACUUUAAAGGGACACUGAAGACAGUAACUGCUUCAUCUCAUUGAAGUGGUGUAUAUUGUCUGAAGUCAUCUGGGAGAGUCCCCAUCAGCCCAUUCCCUCUGUGCUGCUUGAGAUAAUGAUGAAGCCUUAGUCUGGGCACCAAUGGGUGGCUGUGUUUGGCAUAGAGUGGCCACUGACUGCUUUCAGUCAUUGCUGGUAUGAAUUGGUAUGUCUGUAAGGAAGUGUUUAAUCUCUGCUUAACCAUACCCCCAGCAGGGCCUGCUCCUAAAUGGUUCAACAUUGAAUGCAGUGACAAUACUUAAAGGCAGUAUAAUUAAAUUAAAUGAUUAUUGCCAAAGUGUCUCUUUAAUUCAGCAGCAAGUCAGUCCACAGAUUAACUUGAUAUUUAAUGAACACAUCUCUUUGUUCAUUCAAUUUCAGUAUAAUUUAAAGCAACUGAUAGCUGGGGUUCAGGAGUGACACUUUCAUGAAGAGGCUUCUCCCUACAUUACUUUGACAUUUUCUCACAUGAAGUAACUUCUAAUUGAGAUUAUUAGCAGAGAAGAUACCUUCUCUUCUUCCUAACCUUAGUCCUUUAUUACUAAUGUUUCAUUUACACCAUACAGUGAUUCCACACUGUACCAUAUAUCCACAUCCACCAUUUUGUCAUGCCAGCUCUGUUGUUUAUAUCCAUCAUCAUGUUUAUUCUAGCUCUUCCCUUCUACCAGCUCUUUUUCAUUUCAUGCCUGCAUCAACAUCUGUACUCUAACGUCAGCUUAUGGUAGAUGCCCCUUAUUUAGUGACUGCUCUCCAUUUAUUCAUGCUAGUUCCUCCAUAUUGUAUGACAGCUAACUCCAUACUGCACACACAUCCCCUGUUGUUUAUGGAGUAUAUGGUGAGUUUACUAUAGCUGAAUGUCACUUUCAUAUAGCAAUGUCAUGCACUUGAAGUGCUGUAACACACCAUGGAGGCCGCCUCCCAAUGGUGCAUUAGCAGACCUUGAUGGACAGGGGAAUUACACAACAACAUUUAGCAUGAUUUAUCAUUUACCUUGUGGCCCAAACAUUCUAAUGAAAAUAAAAAUUGUGAUAAAGUGUAGGCUUAGCAUAAAUAAGUUGCUGGUUACAAUUGCCCCUUUUGCCUCGUAAAAACAUCUAUCCCAUUCAUAUAAUUUAUAAAAUAUAAACGAAAAGACAUUGACUUAUGAUCAACAUACAUGGAUUGCUCUGAUUAUCACUAUAUGAGCUUAUACGUAUUUAUGCUAAACAGCAACCGUUCUCAGUAGUCUCUGAAAAGUGCACAGACCUGGUCAAAUAUGGUCACUACCAUGAGUGGCUAUUUUUUUUUUCAUUGAAAUCAGUGUGACUUUUAGAUGUGACCCCAAUAAUGUGCUUUGUGCAUGAAUAACCAAAGGUAUUUGGAAUUAAUAUUCUUCAACAGUUAAUACCUUUGUUACAGCAAUCACUGUGAAUGUCCUAAAAAAAAAAAAAAAGACUGUCCAUGUUAAUAUUGCAAUUCUGUGAAUGCAAAACUAUUUAAAUGUGAAACCGUAUGUAUCAAGGGAGCAGCAAGUGAAGCGUUAGACUUCUUAUCUGAAAUCAGUCCAAUCAAGCAUUUGUCAAUUUCCCUUCAAAACCUUUUUGCUGUCAAACUCUCUUUGUAAUCACAAAACAUUAACAGUGCAACAUCAAUGAGACAUAUUCAUCUUUUUUUGUGAUAUAUUUAUUACAGGAUUAAAUAAAAGAUCUGCUGUUUGAUUCCAUAAGCUUGACAGAUGCAGAACAAGAGGAAAUUAUACAUCACAUUAUGUAUAUUUUCUCAGUAUGUUUGCUGACAUGCUUUGCACAGAUAAGUUUUGAAAGUCCCAAAUAUUUUGCUAGAGAAUGACACAUCAUUUUCAAUUCUUUCUAGUUUCAUAUUUAACAAAUGAACUAAAAAUAGCCAUAGUAAGAAACUGACCUGCUCCUAUUAUUACGGAUUCUAACAGGUCAUUUUAGAUGAUAUAGGAUCCGUAUCAAGACAUUGCAAGUUUAAGAUUACGAGACAGAUGCUAAUGUUAAUUAGAAAUUCUGGCUUGACUGUUUUUGUAAAGUACUUUUCAGUGAUUUGAUGCAUUAAAAGUCCUUUAGGUCCAUCCGUUCCCUGUGCUAUUGACCUCAGAAGUCAUACUUUGACAGACAAUAAUUAGAUAUCUUGUUUGGUAAGUUUGAUCCUGCAUAGGAAAUUUUAAAAGUCAAAAAAUUAAAAUCUUUUACGAGGACACAUUUCUAUCUGUUAGUCAAUUUAAGGCAGUAAGGUGAUCAAUCUUUUAAGGACUAUAAAGGAUGUUCUAGAAAACCUUAUGCCAGCACAAAAUGUCCUGCUUAUUUAAAUGAGUUUGACAUUCCAUUUUAGAACACAUCAUUAAAGAGUAAAUCGUUUUAACCACAUAUGCCAUGACUUAUCCUUAAUCGGUUAAAUCUAAUAGAUCAGUUUCGUUAUGGCGGUAUAACUUUAGAAAAGGAAAAUAGUUUUUCCAUGUAGAAACACUAUGCAUUUAGCUACUUAAAGAACCACUCUAGGCACCCAGACCACUUCAGCUUAAUGAAGUGGUCUGGGUGCCAGGUCCCUCUAGGAUUAACCCAUUUUUUUUAUAAACAUAGCAGUUUCAGAGAAACUGCUAUGUUUAUAAAUGAGUUAAUCCAGCCCUCAAAGCCUCUAGUGGCUGUCUCAUUGACAGCCGCUAGAGGCGCUUGCGUGAUUCUCACUGUGAAAAUCACAGUGAGAACACGCAAGCGUCCAUAGGAAAGCAUUAUGAAUGCUAUCCUAUGAGACCGGCUGAAUGUGCGCGCAGCUCUUGCCGCGCGUGCGCAUUCAGCCGAAUGGGAGGAGAGGAGGAGGAUCGGAGGCGGAGAGCUCCCCGCCCGGCGUAAGUUUAAAGUUUAUCCCCUUUCCUUUCCCCAGAGCCGGGCGGGAGUGGGUCCCUGAGGGUGGGGGCACCCUAAGGGCACCAUAGUUCCUGGAAAGCGAGUAUGUUUUCCUGGCACUAUAGUGGUCCUUUAAACUGUCACCAAAUAAUUGGGUUAAUAAAAGCAACUUCAAUAAGUGGAAUGAAUUACAAAUUAUUUGCAAUAAUUUGUGAACUGGUUUAAAUAAUCUUCAAUUGAAUCACAGAAACAUUUAAGAUAAAAGUAAAUUUGGAAACUGAGCAUCUUCUCAAAAUAAAUUUAAGUGCAUUGGUUUAGGAUGGGGCAGGAAACCUUUGGCGCUCCAGAUGUUGUGGACUAUAUCUCCUAUAAUGUUCUGACAGCCAUACUGUUGGAGAAGCAUCAGGUGAGAUGUAGUCCACAACAUCUGGAGUGAUGAAGGUUGCCUACCCUUGGUUUAGGAUUGAAUGAAGAACUGGAUAAGAACUUUGAGAAUGACAUACAACAUAUUUAGCCCUUUGAGUUCCAACACAAUCAUCUGCACUCAAUUUGUUAACUUUACCAGAUAUUGCUAUGAAUUUUUUACAUCACUUCUCUGGCAUUCCAAUGGUUAAAUACAUGAGAGGAAAAAUAUGUAGCUUAUGAAUACAUGAUAACUAUACCUUUAAAUAGCAUCUCGCACUAGAGGCCAACAAAAUGGUGUUUACAAAUUCCUAAUGUGUUGUAAAAAGCACAUUUUAACCCUAUUUUUGUGUUGUCGGUAUUGUUUCGACAUGUCUACUUCUGGAUAGACAUCGAUCUGUUAAGGUAUAAUGUCGAGAUUUUAGAUUGUUUGUCUUUCUUUAAGUGUCAGGAAUACCAUCCUGACUUGAAUGAUUUUAAUUUCUUUAAUGUGUAAUCAAAUAUGCUUGAAUGAUAGAGGUUGUUAUAGUACUGUACGCAUACUUCAUUUGGUUGUUAUGUGAGAAACAGAAAUGCUUAGAGCUGGAAUGCGACUUAAAUAUAGCUGCACGGGUUCUGUAUUAAGCAGCCCACAAUUGUGAAUUAUGUUGUAAUUAUGUACUGUAAACUAGACUUCAUUAUCCUGAUGAGAUUCAUUUUGUACAUUUAAUUAUCAUUUGGUUGCUUCAACCACUGUAAUGUUUGCACUUGGGGGUUUGUUUAGAAUUCAAGACAGUCUGGAGAUUAAACUUGUUCCAUUAUACACUCAGAGGUAAUUUAUUUGAAAAACUGCAUCUGUUAAAUCUUUGGAGUGCUAGAGGAUUUCAGCCGUGGUUCAAUUUCCAAAAAGGUAUACUACGCAGCUGCCUAAAAACACCAUAGUUGGAGGUGCUCAUUGCAAAUGGAUUUAGAUAACCCCGCUCAUUCCUGCCCGUGCAGUGCCUCGUUUCAUCAAAGCUCCUCUCUUUUCCUGACAUUACAUUGCACAUAAUAUAUUUUAUUAUUAUUUUUUUAAGGGAGAGGAUGCAGACCAUCUGUACAAUUUGUGUUCUAGGGUACCUGAGCCGUAGAUUUAGCUAUGAGUUGAAAUCACUGGCACUCGGUUAAACACACCUUCCCAAUAAAUGCAGUGGUGUUGCCUUGACACAGCACUAAAUAUGCUGGAGAGAAGUGCAUUGUAUGAUUAAGGUUUUUGUAAUAUGUGCAGAAUGAAUGAUUAUGAUUUUUUUUCCCAUAAACUACUGUUAUGUUCUGCUUCAUUGCAUGUAUGUAGUAAUGGCUAAUUAGCACAUUGUUUCCAAAGUGCUUUCUUUAAACAAUAAAGUUUUACUUUAGUAAAUA